Molecule: messenger RNA, 2167 nt
Organism: Clarias gariepinus (North African catfish)
Lineage: Eukaryota; Metazoa; Chordata; Actinopteri; Siluriformes; Clariidae
Exons: 5
Coding region: 187-792 (201 amino acids)
Source: RefSeq, a predicted model, not a curated record
GUCCUAUAAAGUUAUUUCAAGGAUCAUGUAAAAUUACAGAGUUGGGUAAGAGUAGGCGGAAUAUAUUGUAAUGACUGUGGGGAAACGCGUGUCCGUGAUUCUUGAUUUAUAAGGUAAGCUUUCGCGUGGACUGCACGUGCGUUUACUAUCCUGACAGUUAAAACAGGUUUCGUUCCGAGGAGACGCAUGAAAAUGAAAGCUGGAGAGCAGACACACAGAGGACGCGGAGUAAAUAUCGGCAACACUCAGACGCUGACAGAAAUCAUGGCUGGAGGAUGUCUUAUUCCGUGUCUCCUGAUCCAAGUCCUGCUUAUUACACCAGGCUAUGGAAGUUCAACAGAAAUUACACUAAACUGUCCAAAUAUAUCAGGGACUGAGGGAAAGCCAUUAAAUCUAACCUGUAAUGUUACCUGUGAGAAUUGUACACUUGUACAGUGGAUAUGGUCUCCAAUAGCAAAUAUAACCUUCAACUGUAGCAAUGAACCAAUAUGUGAGAGUUCAAGUGGUAAAUUUCAUACAAUAAAAUACACAAUAAAAAAUGCAUCAAAGGAACACAAUGUAACAGUUGCAGUUUUCGUACAAACAACAGCGGGACACAAUCGAAUGGAAUUCAGAUUGUCCAUAGAAACUGAACUAUCUACACACAGUUCUGUUGGAGGAGACCAACCAACACAUACAGUUAGUGUGGUUAUAACUGUUAUAUUAUGUCUUAUCAUAAUCAUCACUGGAUUUGUCUUAAAAAGAGGGAUAAACAAUAAUAUGAUGUGCGGUCAUAAAAGUGGUAUUAUAUGAGAAAACAAAAAAAUAUUUGCGCAAAUUAUGUCUCUGGAAAUAAGUAAGUUAAUGAUUUUUUUUCUUGUUUAAAAAACCUGUUGUAUAGUUUUGCGCGCUAGAUGGUCAAAAUCAGGACGAAGCAUUAUGGAAUGCUCACAAAGGGGGUUAGACUACUAUGCUGGUGUGAACUGAUUCGGGUUCUAACAGUGGCCCCUAGGUACAAAGCACUUUUUCUGUACUCCAGAGCAAUAGCAGGGUGAUAAAAAGCAAAUCUCUUUAGUUGUGUUUUGUUUUUUGCAUUUACUUGAUUUUGGAAUGUGUCUGUGUGUUUUUUAGCACAUUUGCACAUUUGUUACAUAGCACAUGGGGUUACUCUUUUGUAUACACUUUGUCCCACUGUAGGUUCUGAUUUUGAAGUUUUGUCAUAAUUGUCUUUAAAUACACUGCCAGGCAAAAAAAGAGGCUCUUUCAGUCACCUUUUGCUUACACAACAGUACACAAUGUGGUGUCCAGUUAAUGUGUGAAAAUGAUUCAUGCUUAUCCUCAUGCUCCCAGAAGCACUCUUUGACAAUUUGAGUCAUGAAAUAUGGCCAUGUCAUCAGGGAAGGGAAACUCCAUAAAUGUGAUAAACUGGUCAUUCUGUACAUUCAGAUGCUUUUAUUUAUUUUAUUUUUUAUUUCCACAUACUGUAACAUUGCUAAACCUAGACCUCACCAACUGAACCCAGAUCAUAAAACUGCCUCCACAGGCUUGUACGGUGGCCACUAUGCAUGAUGGGUGCAUCGCUACAUGUGGUUUCCUACCUUAUAGUGUCAGUCUGGACUCAUCAGACUACAUGACUUUUUUCCAUUACUCCAAUGUCUAAUCUUCAUGCACCCUAGCAAACUGAUGCAUUUUUCUGAUGAGUCUUACUUACAAGGGGUUUUUCUUAUGGCCACACAGCUGUUUAUGUAAACUGUAAAAACUUCUCCAAGUUUUUAAGUAAGCUGGCCAGGUAGUGUAUCAGUGGUGGUUUUAACAUCAGCAGCUUUUUUUGCAAGAUCAUUUUGUUUAUACUAUUCCAUACUACAAUUUACAAAAUCGUAUAGGAGUAUAAUUAUAGCUUCAUAAUUCUCAAGGACAUCUGUUGUACCUUAGGGGAAAAUUGUACAGAACUUUUGUAAUCGAACAUUAUUAAUCAAUUGUAACCUAAGAUUCAAUUUUUGUGUAUUCCAACUGUUGUAAUGUGUACUUUUUUAUAUUUAAAUUUCAAAUAUAAAUGCAUUAAUAAAUGUAUGGAAUUCACACUAAAUAGUUGGGUGUUUAUCGUUCUAUGUUGCUGACAAUUUGCUUAGAAAAUAACAUUAAUGUUUAUGUUAUUAGCAUUGCCAAUACAUCUUAAAAUCUGAACUGG